UGUUGACAUGUGCUGUCUUUUGUAUUUGUAUAAGUUUUACUGAAUUCCAAUAAUCCCAACUUCAAGAUGAAAGUAACUUUAGCUCUUAUGUUAAAGAAAUAACAAUUACACUUCCAGAUGGCAAAUCGAAUUUAAAACAAUAGCUCAGAACGCUAUAAUUCUAUACAACGCUGGCGGGGGCCGGGGCUCGGACUUCCUGGCCGUGGAGAUCUUGGAGGGCGUGGUUCGCGUGAAGAUGGCUCGCGGACAGAUCGUGCAUUCCGUCACAGUCAAUGACGGCCUCUGGCACAAGAUGCAUCUGUCAUUCUACCCCUCCAUGAUAGAGCUGACUGUGGACAACAUAGCCAUGCACACGCGCAUCGAGAGCGGCGGCACGCGCUACCUCGACCUGUCCGACUCCUUCUAUCUCGGCGGCAUUGAGAGCGAGAAGCAGCAGAGAGCCUUCACGAAAGGGAUUAAGGCAGCCGAUUCUAGUAUUAUGGGAUGCAUUAAACCGAUAGAAGUUGACGAAAAGCUGUACGGUCUCCCGAACGCGGUGGUGACGUACGGCGUGAGUCCGAAGUGCGUGUGGUGGUACCCGUGCCACGCGAGCCCCGGCAACCCGCCGUGCGGGCCGCGCGCCGCCUGCCACCAGCACGGCGUCGACCACUUCACCUGCAAGUGCGACACCGACCUCUGCAUCAAUCCCGACUACGCCGAAAAGUACAAGGUGUUUUCAAAAUCGAGUAGCGAACUGGAACUAGUAGCAUUGUUCCCACUGACGGUUCAAGAGGGCGGAGUAUCAGUGAUUACAACGCAGAACAUCGACGUGGUCCUCGACCACCACAAGUACGGCGUGCGCCCGUCAGGGGUUGUGUUACAUGUCGCGCAGUCGCCGCAACACGGACGGAUUGCGGUUGACUUAUCGCUGCAGAGAAACUCGCAACAGUACAACUUCAUAGAAGGGGAGAGCAAGUCCAAACAGUUUUUUACACUGCUUGACUUGUCAAGAGAUAAGGUCCGUUACGUGCACGACGGCUCCGAGAACCAUCAGGACGCGAUCGUCUUAGACAUGGAACUGAUCCCCGAGACGAAGUUCACACUGCCGAGCUACCUGCAAGGACGGAACACGUUUGUGUUGCACGUGAACGUGACGCCGGUCAACGACCCGCCCGUCUUGAAUCUCUUGCCGGGAAAGGUUCUGAGACUUACUCAGGGCACGCGCAAGGCAAUCACUUCAGAUAUACUGAAGGCGGAGGACCCCGACACGGCGCCCGAGGACCUGCUCUACACCGUGCUACACGGGAAGAAUGAAGCUAACAGCGGUCACAUAGAGAUGUCGGGCCAGCCGGUGGACUCGUUCACACAACAAGACAUCGACUCCGGCGUCAUAUCGUACGUGCACGGAACGAACAACGAGAAGCAACUCAACAAGACCUCCCUCAGAUUGACACUACAAGUAUCUGACGGCAUCGAGACCAGUGGUCCGGGCAUCCUGCGUAUAUCCAUAGUGCCGCUGCAAGUGCGCCUGGUGAACAACACCGGCUUGCAGCUCGUACACAACUCGUACGUCAUCAUCACCGCUGAUAACCUCACCUUCACUACCAACGCUGAUGAGACCAACGUGCCUGUCAAGUAUGACAUAGUAAAACCACCCCAGUUCGGUGUGGUGGAGCGACUGCGAGUGUUGGACGGCACGUGGCAGACCGUGGACUCCUUCACAAGUGAAAUGGUGACGUUCGGCCGAGUCAGAUACAUGCACUUACUGGGGAACCCAUCGCAUGACGAGUUUAAGUUCAAAGCUUCAGUUGGCACAAUACGAACGAAUACCCUUUACGAUUUUCGACUUACAUUCAUAAAACUCGAACUUUACCAAUCAGUGAAUGAAGAACUUGUAUUAAACAACACAAGAGAGGCUUUCAUAUCGUCUCAGCAUCUCAAGUUCAAGACUAAUCCUCUCGCAUUGCCAAGUGAUCGCGUGAUCUACACGAUACUGAGGCCACCCAAGUACGGCAUACUGCAUCUGUCGUCAGGAAAACAUCAUCUGCAAAUGCACAACACAUUCACACAACAGAACAUUGACACUGAUCAACUAUGGUAUCGAUUACACAGAAGAGCUUACUCUCAUAUACAAGAUGAGUUUACAUUUGUCGUGGGGGCUACGGAGUGCGAAAACAUAACGGGUGUUAUGACUAUACGACAUACUCCUGGUACUAUAACAUCAGACCGGUCUGAAGGACGUGUGCACACCACCUUGGAGCGACUACAAGUCACAGAAGGAUCCAGGAUGGUCAUCCCCGCAACUCACUUAAACUUCCGAACGGAUGCUGUUACUAAUCUCAUUUUUAACAUCACUCACUUACCCAGACACGGCAAAAUCGAAGUGAUCAACGAUAUCCUCAAAAUUAUGAGAGAUAAUACGACCUAUUUUACAUUAGAAGAACUGAAUUCUGAUCGAGUAUAUUACGCUCACGAUGAUUCCGAAAGCAGACAUGAUUCGUUCCACUUCAUGGCUUUGAGUCCCGAGCCUGAGGAUUUCCAAUACGUCGGCGUGUUUCACAUCGAUAUUAUAUUGAAGAACGACAACAGCCCUGUGAGAGCAAACGAUAACGUGUUUCACAUUGUCCACGGCGGGGCGAGACUGAUAACUGCUCGGGACCUGAGCUAUACCGAUGCAGAUUUAGAUACGAAACCAUCUGAUAUAAUCUACACUGUUCAGCGAUACAUCAAAGAUCCUCCGAACGGUGGAAUUUUUAGAGCUGACAAUCCCUCAGAGCAAAUAGCGCAAUUCUCUCAAGAUGAUAUCAAUAAAAACUUAGUGUUGUUCAAGCAUCAGGGUAAAGAGUAUGGCAAGAUGGCUUUCUGGAUUUCGGAUGGAUUGUUCGAUGUAAACGGCAACCUGGAGAUACAGGCUUCCCCGCCCUUCAUAAGAAUGUAUUCGACUAACGGGUCCAUCGUGGAGAAUGGGAAAGCAGUUGUAAUUACUGCCAGAGACAUGCAGGUUGACACGAACAUGAACUGCCUUGAAGAAGACAUCCGUUAUGAAGUAACACUGGAACCGAAACACGGUACUAUAGAAGUCGGCGAGGGACAGGGAGCAUACACCUUCACUCAGCUGGACGUAGCCGCGGGCAGAGUGUCGUACAGACAUCGGGAACCGAAGACACCCACUGAUCAAUUCAGGUUCAAAGUGAUGUGUCUGGACACUUGGGGCGAGGGUGUGUACAUGAUCAAGAUAUUCCCCUCCAGCUACUGGGAACCGCUCCGCGUGACCACUAAUAGGCCUCUCAUUGUGGAAGAAUCGACCAGUGUUAAUGUCACCAGGGACAUAUUAGAGGUGAUGCAUCCUCAAAUCGAACCAUCAAAUAUCGUGUACCAAGUAACAGACGGGCCCUACCACGGCUGGUUAGAAAUAACCACAACACCGGGCACUCUCGAGCUGGAGAACUACAACGAAGAACCAGUUCACAUCAAGGUCUUCGACCAGUCCAUCAUCAACGCUAACCGACUAGUUUACGUCCAGUCCGGCGUCAACAGGACACGAGACAGGAUUCGAAUGGACGUCACCAACGGAAUCGUGUGGCUUCGAGACGUAGAGCUGAACGUAGUUAUAAUCCCGGAACAUUUUUACGUGGCGGCAUCGAACUUGACCGUCGUUGAAGGCGAGGCGGUGAGCGUCAAACCAGAUUUGUUCAGAACCGUCACGGAGUUCUACAGAGGGAAAGUCGUGGCUUACAAAGUAGUCGAGAAACCUAAGUUUGGAAAGAUUGUGAUGGCCGAUCAGGAGCUCAAUCUCUUACCUGUAUUGAAACUCAAUUCUGGAAACAUUCAGUAUGCUAACGACGGGUCAGAGGAAUCAUCAGACUUGUUCAGACUAGUAGCCAUGACGGAGAACAGCAAGGAGAGCGAGCCGUUCGCCGUCCACAUAAACAUAGUGCCGGUGAACGACGAGCCGCCGAUAGUGGCCGCCAACACGGGGCUCUGCGUCUGGGAGGGAGGGACCUUCACCUUCACCACCAAAGAGCUUUAUGUGAACGACAUCGACACGCCUCCCGAAAACGUGACCGUCCGCGUGGUGGACAUCGUGUCCGGAUACAUCGCCAUGCGCGGCAGCCUCGACACCGCCGUGCAUCGGUUUACUCAGCAAGACAUCGACAACGGGAAAGUUGUGUUCGUGCACAAAAAUGGCACAAAAGGCAAAAUGAUUUUCAACGUCACCGAUGGACUGCACGAAUUGUCGAAAAUCACCUUCCUUAUAACCACCAAAUCCGUCUCAUUGAAACUAUCAAGAAAACAAAACUUGCGCGUGUUUCCGCUCAUGAGAGAACCUUUGAACAAUUACUUCCUCAUGUCCAAGUGCUCUGACCCUACGAGGACUAUCAUUUAUAAAGUGGAUAGAGCGCCAACUCUCGGCAGACUUAUAAUGUUAAACGGAGAAAGCCACCAUCGAUCAAUAAAACAGUUUACACAACAAGAUGUCAACAAUUCAGCGGUGUUUUAUGAGCAUACUCACCCAUUCUCUGAUUUAUACACAAACGACUCGUUCAUAUUCACAGUGGAAGCUCCGCUAGCCAAACCACUGACGGACCAAAUAUUCAACAUAGAUAUAUCCGUGUCCUCUGGUGGUCUUGCCAAGUACGUCAACAUACCCCAAAUUAAAGUACAAGAAGGUGAUAAAGUGCCCAUUAAGGUGAAUGUGAGUAACGUCAUCACGUAUUUAGAGACUCAGGCAGGAUUGAGGCAACCUCAGAUAGAAGCGCAGUGGUCUCAGCCGUCUCAUGGUGAACUGAAACCAUUCAUGUCAUCGCUGACGCAGUCUCAAAUAGAAAGCGGAGUCGUCAACUACGAGCACGACGAUUCCGACACCCUUCAGGAUAAAAUCGACAUGUCGCUGUAUUUACUACCAGACUACGUCCUGCUGUGCAACGUUACAAUACCUAUCCAUAUAAUUCCGGUCAACGAUCAGCCCUUCAGAUUGCUCACAGACAGUCCACAAAUUCAAGUUGUACAAGGCGAGAAUUACACCAUCACUAAAAAUGAUCUGUUAACUGAGGAUGCCGACACGGGCCCAACCGGCAUCCUGUACGAUAUCAUCAGUGGCCCAACGCAAGGGCGGAUGGUAAUGCUUGACAAAAAUCACACUGUCUAUGAAGCACAUUCGAUUAACAAGUUCACGCAAGACGACAUUAACAACGGCAGAGUUAUUUACGAACAUUCUGGAAUUCUACAAACUGCUACUUUCUAUUUCCGGGUUUGGGAUGGACAGUUCAAACCGACGUAUACAGUUUUCACAAUAGACGUGUUGCCGGUCAUUCUAAAUGCUACGUCUUUGCAUCCUAUAUACCUACAACAGGGCUCAAAUGUAGCAGCAGUAACCACGGAACAAAUAUACGUAGAGACAAACGCAAAGACAUCUAAAGUUCUAUACAAUAUCACUCGUCAGCCCCUCCACGGUAUGAUAUACAUAGGGCGAAAUCCGGUGUCAUACUUCACUCAUAGAGAUUUGAUGGAGAAAGUUGUGAUAUACAUGCAAAAUGACAUGACGACUGCCAACGACAGCUUUGAUCUAAUAGCGUACGUGCACAACAGCAACGCAACCCGUCCAUUCACCAUUGAGGUUAUAGUUCAACCUUUGAUGGCACUCGGAGAUCUGCGGGUCGAAAUCGAAAAAGCCAAGAUAACACUGAGCACCAUGGAUGCAACCGGACUCGCCAAACUGACAGCCAGUGAUCCUGUGUACACGCUGUUGAGGAAGCCAAGGUUUGGUAUGAUAAAGAAGAUUAUUAGAAGUUCUGGUGAGAAAACAAGCGCCAGAGAAAGAGAGGUGGCGUACUUCACUCACGAGGACGUGAAAGCCGGGGUCAUAUACUUUGUGACCAAGAAGAAAGUGAGUGAGCUGAAUGGAUUUGAGGACAGCUUCAGGUUCCUGCUGGCCGCCACGAUCUUUCAGCCGGCUGUUGGCGACGUCAAGAUCUACAUAGGCAACAGACAGAAGAAGAAUCUUCCCGGACCGAAUGACCCAGAGAGCCAUGAGGGUGUUCCGGUGGCUAACGGCGAAGCGGCGUCCUACUAUAUGAUGAUCCUGAUGGCUCUAUCGGGCACCGUUCUUGCCAUCAUCGUGAUAUUCGGGCUGCUGAAGUGUCGGCGGUACCUGAUGCGGGACCAGAACGCGCUGGUGAAGAUCCACGGCCAGAGCCAGGGUGCCGUGGCUCCCAUACCGCUGCCGAGACCGCCCGACCAUCUCAUGCCCUCGCCCUCACAGGGCACGCCGCCUAUUAAACGCUACGUAUCGUCGGAGCAGUCAGUGCAGACCGGCGCGAGCACGCCGCUGCCGUCGGGCGGCAGUGUGGCCUGCAAGGUGACGCCGCUCGCCGACGCCGCGCUGCCCGACCUCAACGCCAGGUACCCCUACGGGACCGACGAUCAUACUGACUACGGGUCGUUGCAGGCGGAGGACUGGAGCAGCUACGAGGCGAGCGAGUCCGCGUUCCCGGUGCGGGGCGGCGGCGCGCCCGCCAACCCCAUGCUGCGCCGCAACCAGUACUGGGUCUGACCCAAGGACACCUACACACUGCCGAGGCCGCCUAGACUAGUAACGGUGACCGCGCACGACAAGUGCGUCACACUGAACCGUCGCCUGCGGCGGCGCGGCGUCGACUUAGUUCCUACGCCUUUUCUACUUAGCAACUACACCGGGAAACAUGAGAGUUGCGAAAUUACCCUCUAAGUGAGUCGUUAUGUUGUCUCAUCAUUGUUGGCCCACUUUGGAGAAAGAGACGGUCAAUAACAUACACCUACCUAUAGGCAAAAAUGUAUUAGGGCAGUUAUGUACUAAUUAAAAUGUUUAACAGUAUUAAAACUUCAAACUUCAAAUAUUUAUUGCGAUCAUGAGUGGAUACAGAUGUUAUAAAACUUAAAGGUACAUACAUGAUACCCUGUUAGGGCGCAGCAAUACAAUUACAGUACUUAUAGAAUUACUUACUCACUAAAUCUUACACACUAUUCUAUUUAUCUUAUA
This is a messenger RNA of Trichoplusia ni (cabbage looper), 6997 nucleotides long. RefSeq names its product chondroitin sulfate proteoglycan 4 (gene kon). The record is from RefSeq and is a predicted model, not a curated record. NCBI's taxonomy places the organism in Eukaryota, Metazoa, Arthropoda, Insecta, Lepidoptera, Noctuidae. The transcript is spliced from 20 exons. Bases 236 to 6532 code for a protein of 2098 amino acids.